Messenger RNA from Botrytis byssoidea, 417 nucleotides. RefSeq lists its product as uncharacterized. The record is from RefSeq and is a predicted model, not a curated record. The transcript has 3 exons. Lineage: Eukaryota; Fungi; Ascomycota; Leotiomycetes; Helotiales; Sclerotiniaceae. Bases 1 to 417 code for a protein of 138 amino acids.
AUGAUGAAUUACCAACAAGAUGAAAGUAUUAGAGAUCUCAAUGUCGCACUUCAAAGAGUUUUAUUGGCUUUUCCUGGCAACAGUGGUCACCAAUUGAUUCAAGAUACCGUGAGAAGAGCCAUCAACGCAUCUGCAUCGGAAUCCCAAUUUCCAACACCAGCAUGCAUUCAAACCGAAGAGGAAUCAAAACAUUUCGAUCAAUUACGUAACUUCAUCGACAAUCUUGUCUUAACAGUAACGCCUCAAGCUCUUCCAGCUUCCUCGUCGACAUCAUCAUCAAGUCGGCCAACUUCCGAACACAACAAACGAAAAUCUCUCGAUGAUCCGGAACACGAUGCAAAGCUGUCACGGAGAAAGUUGUCAAAAGCAGAGCAGGAAGCGGCGGGGGCUUUGCAAGAAUUAUCAGCCGGUGUUUAA